Messenger RNA from Acanthoscelides obtectus, 1646 nucleotides. Lineage: Eukaryota; Metazoa; Arthropoda; Insecta; Coleoptera; Chrysomelidae. The record is from the annotation of a GenBank genome assembly.
CGAGACGAUAUGUCAGCACUAGUCUUAAAAAAUGAGGUAAAUACAAAGCACCAAUUAUAAAUUUUUUUUAGUGAAUAUCUGUGAUGUGAUAUAUUGCGGGGCGGUGCGAAUAUCUAUAUGUUUUAGUCAUUCCUAGAUAUUUCAAGCAGAUUCUAGUUGGUAAACAGUGUAAAAUCCAGCUGAAAUGGAUGCGAAGUUAAUUUUGAAAUGGAUAUCCACCUUUAGUAUACUAAAUUCAUCAGUGCUUGGUAGUUACGGGCUCGUACCAAAGCCGCGUAACCCUGACUCUCAAAACAAAACCAAAAGUAUAAUUCCAGAGAAUUACAUAAAAGAAAUCAGACCGCCGACUAUGCGGGGAAGCCCGAUUGAAAUUGAUUUCAGCAUGAGGGUGGUGGAUAUUAACUCUAUCAACGUUGAGGAUAUGGAUUUCCGAAUGGACAUGUUCUUGAAACAAGAAUGGCAAGAUGCUAGAUUGAAAAUACCAGAAGAAAUGUUCGAUUACGGAGACGACUCAAUAACAUUACCUUCGCAGUUUUUCGAAAAUCUGUGGCAACCCGACUUAUAUUUUCUCAAUUCAAAAGUUGUUGAGAUCGCAACAUUAACACACAAAUUUUCAUCGGUAACGUUGUUUAAGAAUAAGACGAUAAGGUAUGCCGCAAGGAUGCAUGCUAUAGUUGCAUGCCAAAUGGAAUUUCAACAUUAUCCAAUGGACACCCAAGUUUGCCCAAUAGCAGUAGAGAGCUUUUCCUACAAUAACAACAAAAUGAUACUCAAAUGGUCUGGAGCUGGUGUGUCGCUUAGUCCAGAGCUUAAACUUUUACAGUAUAACAUUCUUCCACUACAUUUAAGUGAGACACAUGAAUAUACAAACGAAAAAAAUGGUAAUUUUUCAAGGCUAGUAGUAUACUUCAGAUUCGAGAGACAAAUCGGACACCAUCUAAUUCAAACCUUUGCUCCAUCGACUCUAGUGGUGGUACUGUCAUGGUUUAGUUUUUGGCUGGACCUGGAUGCAAUCCCAGCAAGGGUAACACUAUUGGUUACAUGCCUUCUAACACUGGUUACCAUGUUCACUGGUCUAAGAUCAGAUAUUCCAGCAGUGGCCUAUAUCAAGGCACUUGAUCUAUGGAUGGCUGGGUGCAUGAUAUCAGUUUUUGCGGCACUAGGAGAGUUUGUAAUAGUAAAAGUAUUAUAUGGGAAAUAUAACUUGCUCAAAGCAAAAGAGGCUAAAAUGACAGCACAGGAGUCAGCUCUGUCACAGUGGGUUCACCAACCGCCUCCCAAGUAUGUGCAUCAUUUUCGAUAUCGACAUAUGGGCAAAGAUAGGUUCAUCAAACUUUAUUGGAAAACAGACAAUGGAAAAGAAAAAGUAAUGUGGAAACAAAUAGACAGGACCAGCAGAAUCGUUUUUCCAUCAUUUUUCUUCAUCUUCUGUAUGAUGUACUGGACUAUACUAAUCUUCGGAUGCCGACACAAACACUAGCGACUACAAAAAUAACAACACAAUUAAAAAACACAAAUUUUAUUAACUAUAAAAGUACAAUACAAUUUAUACAGUCAAGCAUAUAUGAAAAACAGUUUAGAAUAUUGCCUGUUUGUUGUUAUAAGGCACCUAUGUUGAUAAGUAAUAAUUAUACUUCUAUAUGAAC